GUUGGCGCCAACCGCCGUCUCGGAACUCCAAAACCCGCCCCGCCACGCCGUUUCUUGUUCGACGUGCGGGAUUCGGGAUGAAGCCCCCGACCACCUCCACCCUCGACGCCACGACCAUGACGCCGUCCACGCUCGACUUGUUCAUUCUCACCUUCAACUGCGCCAAGAAUCUGAUCAACACGUCUGUGUUCGCUGCGCACCUGUAUGGCGCCCUGACGCAGAAUGCCACGGGCCUGCCCGACCUUGUUGUCUUCUCGCUGCAGGAGGUCGCUCCCCUCUCGUACGCCUUUAUCGGCUCGUACUUUCUGAAUCCCUACUACGCGCGCUUCGGCGAGGCGCUCAACCUCGCGUCCGAGCGCGUGCUUGCGGCUGCUGCCGAUGACGCCAAUGACCGAGAUGCCUCCUCGUCUUCCUCCGCGGCCCGCCCGCCGUACACGCUGGUCCGAUCCAAGAACGUCGGUAUGACGUCCAUAUUGCUGUACGCCCGCGACCCGGCCGCCAUCCGCAAGAUCGAGGAGGCCGAGUGCGGCUUCGGCGCCGCCGACAUAGGCAACAAGGGCGCCGUCGGCCUGCGCGUGACAUGGUCGGACAGUGCAUCAAGCGGCGGCACGCCCAGAACCACCGAGCUCACCUUCGUCGCCGCCCACCUCGCCGCCAUGGAGUGGAACCUCAAGAAGCGCAACUCCAACUGGCGCAGCAUCGUGUCCGGCCUGACCUUCGCCAACCCGCGCGCCGUCCUGCCGGGCCUCUUCCCCCCCGCCGACCCGUCCCUCCCUCCGACCCCGGACCGCUCCGGCGCAGGCGACAUCGCCCCGCCGCCGCCGCCACCACCGCGGCCCACCCGCCUACCGACGGGCGACAGCCCGGACCCGUCCGAGGAAGAGCCAGAAUCGGACGGAGAAGAAGACGAAGACGGCGAUACGCACCCGCUGCUCCCAACAACAACGACAACAACAACAACACCGCCACCCCCGUACGACCGCGAAGCCCGCGCGGCGCUGCACGCCCUCUCCGUCUACAAACCGACCGCCCACCUCUUCGUGGCCGGCGACCUCAACUACCGCAUCGGCUCCACCACCCCGCCGCCGCUCGCCGCCUUCCCCUCGCUCGACCCGGCCUCGGAGCACUACUUCCCGGCCUUCUUCGCGCGCGACCAGCUCACGCGCGAGCGAGAGGCCGGCCGGACGAUGCACGGGCUGAGCGAGGCCGAGGUGCGCUUCGCUCCGACGUACAAGCUCGACGUGCUGCCGCCUGCCGCGUCGGGGGAUGAUGGGCAGGCCGAGGCCGAGGCCGAGGCCGAGGCGGAGGUGGUGCCGUGGCAGUUCGCGCCGCACCGCUGGCCCAGCUGGUGCGACCGCGUGCUGUACCUGGACGUGCCGGCGUGGGCGGCGGCGAAGGCGGCCGCCGCCGAUGGACAUGGACAUGGACACGGACACGGCGACGACGGGCCGAUGCUGCGGGUGGACGUGCGGGCGUACGAUGCGCUGCCCGUCGUCAGGACGAGCGACCACCGCGCCGUCUUCUUCCGCGCGCGCGUGCCGGUUCUGGGCGAGGACGAGAUGCGGCCGCCGCCUGAGAUGGUGGCGGAGGCGGAGGCGGAAGCGGAAGCGGAAAGGGCGGCGGCGGCGAAGCUGGAUCCGCGGCUCAGGCUGCCUGUGCCGGUGGACGUGCAUGCGUGGGAGCGCCGGGCGGCGGCGCGGAGGAAGGAGCUGGUCAUCGGCUGGUCGGCGUACGUGUGGAGCACGCGCGAGGGCGCGCUGCUGCUUGCUACGGCGCUGGCGGUGGGCGUGGGCGGUUGGUGGUUGUGGCGGGCUUGGUGAGCGUGGAGUUCGCACUUGUCUGUCUGGCGUUGGGUGUGGUAUAGAGUUUAUAUACCUUAUAUACCCUACACGGUUGGGGGGCGCUUGGAGCCAGGGGGCGUCGUGCGAAAGGCACGGCGGGUGUACUUUACCCGUCCGCCCUGUCGGUGUGUUAUCUGUGGGCUGGUUAUAGAGGUCUAGA
Messenger RNA from Thermothielavioides terrestris NRRL 8126, 2001 nucleotides. RefSeq lists its product as uncharacterized. The transcript has 2 exons. Gene Ontology annotation, biological process: phosphatidylinositol dephosphorylation. Gene Ontology annotation, molecular function: phosphatidylinositol-4,5-bisphosphate 5-phosphatase activity. The coding region runs from base 78 to 1820 and encodes 580 amino acids. The record is from RefSeq and is a predicted model, not a curated record. NCBI's taxonomy places the organism in Eukaryota, Fungi, Ascomycota, Sordariomycetes, Sordariales, Chaetomiaceae.